Austrofundulus limnaeus is the source of this 1082-nucleotide messenger RNA. RefSeq names its product calponin 2 (gene cnn2). The record is from RefSeq and is a predicted model, not a curated record. Gene Ontology annotation, cellular component: actin cytoskeleton; focal adhesion. Lineage: Eukaryota; Metazoa; Chordata; Actinopteri; Cyprinodontiformes; Rivulidae. Gene Ontology annotation, biological process: actomyosin structure organization; actin filament organization. Gene Ontology annotation, molecular function: actin filament binding.
UCUGAUUGGCUGCAGGAAAAAGAAAGGAAGUAUUUAUUUGUCUGCGGACUUUCAUUGGAACAGAAAGUUGAAGAUAAUUAAGCGCAGUUGUCUUUUCWUAACUUCUUAUAUCCUACAGAAACUAAGCAAAGAGACAAGAAUGGCCUCCUUCAACAAAGGUCCUGCUUAUGGAUUAUCAGCAGAAGUGAAAAACAAGAUUGCUCAGAAGUACGACCCUCAGAAAGAAGACGAGCUUCGAGUCUGGAUUGAAGACAUCACUGGUCGCUCCAUUGGGCCCGACUUCCAGAAAGGUCUGAAGAGUGGAGUCAUCCUGUGCGAACUUAUUAACAAACUGCAGCCAGGCUCUGUGAGGAAGAUCAACCAGACUGCUCUGAACUGGCACCAGAUGGGGACCAACAAGUGUGCCAGUCAAGCAGGAAUGAAUGCAUAUGGCACCAGGAGGCAUUUAUACGACCCCAAAGCUCACAUCCAGGCCCCCAUGGACAACACAACCAUCAGUCUGCAGAUGGGAACCAACAAAGGAGCCAACCAGUCUGGGAUGACGGCUCCUGGGACGAGGCGGGCCAUCUAUGACCAGAAGCUGGGCACAGACAAGUGUGACAACAGCACCAUGUCCCUGCAGAUGGGCUACAGCCAAGGAGCCAAUCAGAGCGGCCAGAACUUCGGCCUGGGCCGGCAGAUCUACGACGCCAAGUACUGUCCCAAAGCUGAAGAGCUGGCUGAUGAGAACGGGGCAGGAGGCAGCCAUGACUACAUCCCACAUUACCAGGAUGAGGGCUACCCAGUGUACCAGGAAGGAGGGCAGUACUACCAGGACGAUGGGACAGAUUACUGAGACACCUGAGGGACACGACGUAGGGUCACGUUGUGUAAGAAGACCUGAAGGCAGACAGACAGCUGGUGAUUUUUAGAUCUUUAGGACGUUUUCACAUUCUUUUUUAAGUAUUGUUUCAUAUUGUCUUUACCCCAGGGCUGGGCAGUCCUGGUCCUGGGGGGCCGCAGACCUGCAUGUUUUACUUUUCUCUGCUCAAACACACCUGAUUGAUUCAAUGAGUGAUUAUCAGACUUCUGCUGUACGGAGG